Exophiala viscosa is the source of this 1275-nucleotide messenger RNA. RefSeq names its product HSP20-like chaperone. Lineage: Eukaryota; Fungi; Ascomycota; Eurotiomycetes; Chaetothyriales; Herpotrichiellaceae. The transcript has 2 exons. The record is from RefSeq and is a predicted model, not a curated record. Bases 180 to 1151 code for a protein of 323 amino acids.
GUUUGCGUUUCCGACCGCCAGAGGCAUCCUCUUGUGAAGUUGAGCUUGCGCAUCUCACUCAAGGUUCUCCCAUCCGGCCCAGUACGCUAUAUUCUCUAAUAAGGCGAACACUCUUUUGCAGCCACGUCUGAGCUGGUUGGUAACUGUUUGACUCCGCGGCGCGGACAUAAUCGAGCAACAUGGCGCAAAAAUGUGUGCAUAAAGGCUGCGGGAAGGUCUUCACAGAUCCAGAAGAGAAGUGUGUGUACCACCCGGGACCUCCAGAGUUUCACGAGGGACAGAAAGGGUGGAAAUGCUGCAAGCCCCGUGUCCUCACCUUCGACGAGUUCCUCGCGAUCCCUCCCUGCACGACUGGCAAGCACUCGACAGUCGACGACACACCCGCACCACCUCCAAAACCUGCAGAAGACGAGGUCGUCUCUGCGGCGCCCACUCCCGCACCCGUCCCUGUUACGAAACCCCUCUCCACGAGUCUUGCAGCCGCCGAGCAGCCUGUACCGUCAUCCACACCUAAACCCGAACCGCCGGAAGAUGAGUCGGACGAUCCAGACACCAAGAUACCCGCGGGCGCAAUGUGCAAGAGAAGAGGAUGCGGCAAGUCACAAGACGACAAAGUUCCACGGAGUGACGAGGAAUGUAUAUACCACCCUGGCGUUCCAAUAUUUCACGAAGGAAGCAAGGGGUGGACAUGCUGUAAACGGCGAGUCCUCGAGUUCGACGAGUUCAUGAAGAUAGAGGGAUGUAAGACGAAGAAGAGACAUUGCUACGUAGGCAAGGACAAGCGGAAAACCCAGGACGGUGCUGCGACGGAAGAGAAGUUGGAGUCCGUGCGGAACGAUUUCUACCAGACGAUGGGGACUGUGAUUGUCAGUUUCUACUUGAAGAAGAUUGACAAGGAGAGGGCGAAGGUCGAGUUUUUGGCCAGUGGGACGGAGAUCGAGCUGGACUUGCCGACUUCUGAUGGGAAACGAUUCACUGCGACGAUUCCGUUGUUUGCUGAGAUCGAUCCGGAGCGGAGUACGUUCAAAAUCAUGGGGACCAAGUUGGAGAUGGAGUUGGCGAAGAAGGAUGGGACGAGCUGGACGACGUUGAGGAGUGAUGAGGAGGGGAAGGGGCAUAGGAUACAGGUUGGGAGACCUGGGAGGGUGUAACUUGGACAUGAAUGAACUGGGUUACUACGGCCAAUCUAUGGACGCAGAACUGCGGCGUGGAAAGAUUGACGAGCAUAGCGUGGCGCAGGAAUGCAGAGUUGUAUCAAACUCUACGGGCUAUGUA